CUCUUUAGAGCAGUUGCGAAGCCCUGGCGCCCGCAGCGCGGCGCAGGCACGGCGGAUGUUCGCUACGCCGCGGCAAGGGGGUGCUCUCGGCACCGAUGUCGCGGGCGUGCGGCCGGGCCGCGUGUCCACCGCCAGCAGCAGCAGCCCGGCCUUCGACUCGGUGUUGAUGGUGGAGUUGCGCGAGGUGCGCGAGUCGUUGCGGAACCUCACGGGCGUGGCAACCAGCAUCCAGGAGCACGUCUCCAUGCUCCACCGGCGCAUGCCAGCGGAUUCCGCCUUGCCGCAGGCGCCCGGCCCCAGCUGCCCCGCGCCGGCGGGCAGCCAGAGGGCGCCGCUGAGCACCGUCAACCAGCUGGCGGCGGCGGCCCCCGCCGCUGGCCUCGGCACAUCGAUCGGGUCGUCCCUGCAGCCGCUGCCGCUCGCGGCCGAGCCGGGGCUGCAGGCCGCAGUUUCCACAGCCCCGGGCUCCAGCACGGCCGCGGUUCCAGCGCAGGCAGAGGCGGGCGGGCUCUCCAUGGAGCUGCCGGAUUCCGCUGUCUUUCCGAGGCACACCACCGCCAGUUCGAGGGGAUCCCAUUCUCCAGCGCGUCGGGUGGGCUCGGUAGUGUCAAGGUCAAGCACCGGGCAGACUGGAAUGUCCAGCCAGUCGAGCCAGCUGAGGGAGACAAUUGUGCUCACCAGGCGCGACAUCGCACGCGCCGACGACCCAACGAGGGGUGUGAUCGGGUCAACGUCGAGGCUGACGACGCCAGUCAUCAGGUCUGCUCGGGACGUGUACCUGAGCGAGGAGGGCCGCAGCACCGCAAUAGUUCGGAGGAUCUCGCUCCUGUCGAACAACUCCUUGCUGUCAGCCAUGGGCCACGUCUUCUGCUGGACCGGAUCUGGCCAGACGAAGAGGCGGUGCACGCCGCUGCACCCGUCGUCACAGGUGCGCCUGGCGAUUGACCUGCUGAGCCUCGUUGCGCUGCUGUACGACCUUGUCACGGUGCCUUACUUGCUGGCCUUCGACACGCCGCUCCAGGGCGCCCUGCUGGCCAUAUCGAGCGUGACCAUCGCGUUCUGGACUCUGGACCUGGUGCUGAACUUCUUCACGGGCUCCCUGUCAGCCGAGAACCACCGGAUCAGCGUGAACCUGAGG
This is a messenger RNA of Prorocentrum cordatum, 1138 nucleotides long. NCBI's taxonomy places the organism in Eukaryota, Dinophyceae, Prorocentrales, Prorocentraceae. The record is from the annotation of a GenBank genome assembly.